AUGAGGAUCACAGAAAAUAGGCAAAAGAAACUCAGGCAAUACAUUGGUGCACCAAAAAGACUUCUGCGCAAGGCCAGAGAUUUUUACAUCGACGCAAUGGUCAGCUUCGAUGGUAGAGUUGCACCCACCAAUAUUAUGGGCUAUCCAACUCUGCAGACGCCACCAAAAAACUUUGGUCGAACGCCCAGCAAAGCAAGCAACUACGAUAAAUUUGAAGAGCUUUGUAAAUCGAUUGCCAAGAAAUUUAAUUGGCACAGCCCAGAAUCUAAUAAUGUUCGUCUGAAUGAGAGAGAGCAAAGAUUUCCUGGGUAUAAUGGUAUGGACAGAAGUUACAGUGUUACCUUAGGUAAAAUUGGAACAAUCGAUGAGGACGAGCCUUGUGACUUCCAAGAGCAUAUCAUCAUGAAGAGUGAGAUCGUAAUGCCAAGAUGCAGAAGCCAUGCAGUUACAAGAGGGAACGUGUAUUAUUAG
This is a messenger RNA of Fraxinus pennsylvanica, 471 nucleotides long. The record is from the annotation of a GenBank genome assembly. Lineage: Eukaryota; Viridiplantae; Streptophyta; Magnoliopsida; Lamiales; Oleaceae.